AUGGAGGUAUGGUUAACCAAAAAGAUUGGUGAUGAUGAGAGCGUGCCAUGGAGGUUGUUGUUUAGAGUGGAUUCAGGUUAUAAUAAUAAAAGUACGCUUAAUCAGCAUUUUAUGAGUUUCAUGGUGGAUGAGGAGAAUAAGGUAGCACUAUGUUUUCUUGACGAAUGCAUUGAAGAAAAUUGCGAUAACCAGAGAACCAUACUUUACGUUGUUGUCGAGGGUAGUAAAGUCAUCAGACUCAUAGGACCUCCAGACCCACAUUGGAAUCGUAAGCCGAUGCCUUAUCUCUUUAGUUACGUUCCAAGUUUGCUCCAAAUUUAA
Messenger RNA from Eruca vesicaria subsp. sativa (arugula), 321 nucleotides. Lineage: Eukaryota; Viridiplantae; Streptophyta; Magnoliopsida; Brassicales; Brassicaceae. The record is from the annotation of a GenBank genome assembly.